Molecule: messenger RNA, 839 nt
Organism: Oryza brachyantha (malo sina)
Lineage: Eukaryota; Viridiplantae; Streptophyta; Magnoliopsida; Poales; Poaceae
Product: acyl-coenzyme A thioesterase 13-like
Exons: 3
Coding region: 137-592 (151 amino acids)
Molecular function (GO): fatty acyl-CoA hydrolase activity
Source: RefSeq, a predicted model, not a curated record
ACCCGGUCUUUGGGAGUCGCGUUCCUCUCCUCCUCCAGUGGUGGAGAGUACCGACAAGCAAGGAAGCCCGCCUCGUCGGGAUCCGGGAGCGCGACCUCGUCGCCGGCCGGCCGACCGGACUGCGCCGCCGCCCGAGAUGGACCCGGAAGCGGUGCGGAGGACGCUCGAGCCCACCGCGCUGUCCAAGGAGAUCGCCGGCUCCGCGACCCGCAUCUACGACACCUUCGUCCUCACCGGCAUCCGCAUCGACGCGGCCGAGCACGGCCGCCUCCUCUGCUCCUUCGUCGUCACCCCGCGCAUCGCCAGCCCGGCGGGGUACCUUCUCAGCGGGGUCACGGCGACGCUCGGAGACCAGCUCGGGUCGGCCGUGUUCUUCUGCAGCGGGCUCAGGGCGAGCGGGGUCUCGAUCGAGCUCAGCCUCUCGUACGUCGACGUGGCUAGUGUCGGGGAAGAAAUAGAGGUUGAGGGAAAGCUGUUGCGCGCUGGAAAAUCAGUUGGUGUUGUCUCUGUCGAUUUCAGGAAGAAAAAGACAGGCAAAUUGAUAGCACAGGCCCGCCAUACCAAGUACCUCGCUGUAUCUAGCAAAUUAUAAGCUUUUCCAAGAUAUCAAAAUGAUCACGCCAACUCUUUACUACCUGGACCUUAACAUACGUUGUCAAUGCUGUAUAGUGUUCUAGAAAAAGGGUCGUGUCCAUCUGAAAUGCAUAUAUUGAUGGCGGAUCUGUUAUUUGUAUUGCUUUGGUCAGUUUAUUUCACUUUGAAGCAUUUGCGAGAUGAUAUUUCAGAGAAUGUGGGGGCACAGUUCCUAUCGGUAAUGACUCAAAGGAUUUCACAGAAAA